Ziziphus jujuba (common jujube) is the source of this 5480-nucleotide messenger RNA. Its product is annotated as putative disease resistance RPP13-like protein 1. Gene Ontology annotation, biological process: defense response to other organism. Gene Ontology annotation, molecular function: ADP binding. The record is from RefSeq and is a predicted model, not a curated record. The transcript is spliced from 2 exons. The coding region runs from base 352 to 2304 and encodes 650 amino acids. Lineage: Eukaryota; Viridiplantae; Streptophyta; Magnoliopsida; Rosales; Rhamnaceae.
UGCAUCAGGGAACACAGAGAAAAGGUGGUAUACAGGAAGGUAUCAAGCUUAAUCAGAAGAUCUUAACGGCAAAAUUAUAUUACUUUUUCUUAUAAUAUAAUUCCUUACUUGCUCCUUAAUGAGAUGAUAUUCCUUACUUGCUCAACCUUUUGGGAUCUAUAACAGCAACCACUCUCUCCUACAGCAGAGAUUCCUUCUACACAUCAAUUUAGAGUCUAGCAAAAAAUUUUCAAUUUUCCCUUGAUACUUACACAAAUUUUACUUCCUUUGAAAGUGUUUUGGUUUUGCUUCCCAAAAAAAAAAAAAAAAAGAAAAAGAAAAAAAAGAAAAGAAAAGAAAACAACAACAACAAUGGCAGUGGGAGAGAUCUUCCUCACAGAGUUCGUGCAGGUGCUGAUUCAGAAGUUGACGUCUAGGGAGCUACUAAACUUUGUCCGCCGUGAGAGUGUUCAUGAAAAGCUGAAGAAAUGGAGCACGACAUUUUCGAUGAUUAAAGCGAUGCUCUCUGAUGCAGAGGAGAAGCAGCUGACAAGCGAGGUGGUGAAACACUGGCUGGAUGACAUCAAAAACUUGGCUUAUGACGUGGAAGAUGUACUGGACAAGUUUUUUGCCGAACUGCUGCGAUGCAAGAUAGAAAAUUUGCAUCGAGAUAGCACAAGUAAGGUAUGGGGCUUAAUCCCUACUUGCUGUACUAUUUCUAGUCCUGCUGCAUUUGGAUUAUUCAUGUUAAAAAUGAAUUCUGAAAUUAAAGAAAUCACUGGCCGCUUAGAAGAUAUAACUGAGAGGAAAAAUAAGCUUGGUUUGAAUGAUAUUGGGAGAUUUGAGAUUGAAUGGAAAAGGCCACCAAGCUCAAGUUUGCCUGAUGGUCAAGUAAUUGGAAGAGAUGAAGACAAGAAGAAAAUAGUUCAAUUACUGUUAACGGAUCAGCAAAGCAAUCUCAAUUUCGAUGUAGUUGGCAUAGUUGGGAUGGCUGGAGUUGGAAAGACAACACAUGCUGGUUUGGUGUUCCAUGAUGAUGCCAUGAAGUAUUUUGACAUAAAAGUUUGGAUCUGGGUUAUACUUCAAUAUGUUUCGGAUGACUUUGAUUCUAUGAGGUUAACAAAGGCAAUUCUUAAGUCAAUCAAUUCAUCAGAAAGUGAGAAUAAUGACGACUUCAGCAAUCUUCAGGAACGUCUGAGUAAAGCAUUGGCAGAUAAGAAGUUUUUGAUCGUUUUAGAUGAUGUUUGGAAUAGCAAGAAUGAUCUCCAUGAUCUCUGGGUAAAGGUGCGAUGCCUUUUUAGAUUUGGAGCUCCUGGAAAUAAGAUAGUUGUGACAACAAGAGAGGUAAAUGUUGCAAAGUUGAUGGGAGCAAUUCAACAUCAUAAUUUGGAGUGCGUAUCAGAUGAUGAUUGUUGGCAGGUAUUUGUGCAACAUGCAUUCUUCAUAAGAAAUACCAGUGAACUGCCAAAUUUGGGAUCAGUGAGGGAUAAAAUUCUUGCAAAAUGCAAUGGGUUGCCCUUGGCUGCACGUAGUUUUGGAGGCCUUUUCCUUUGCAAAGAAAUAAAUGAAUGGGAGGAUAUUUUGAAGAACAAAUUAUGGACCUUAUCAGAUCAUAAUAACAUUCUGCCAAUGUUAAGAUUAAAAUACUACCAUCUCCCUACACAUUUGAAAAGGUGUUUUUCCUACUGUGCCAUACUACCAGAAGACUACGAAUUUGAGGAAAAACAAUUGAUUCUCUUAUGGAUGGCAGAAGGGCUGAUUCAUCAACCAGAAGGGACUAGACAUAUGGAAGAUUUGGGCAAGGAGUAUUUCCGUGAGCUAUUGUCAAGGUCAUUCUUUCAUAAAUCAAGAAAGAAUGAAUCAAAAUAUGUUAUGCAUGACCUCAUGAAUGAUUUGGCUCAAUGGGUUGCUGGAGAAACAUGCUUUAGGUUGGAAGAUAAGCAGGAUGGUGAUAACCAAUGCAGAAUUUUUGAAAAGGCUCGUCACUCAUCUUAUAUUACAGCUGGGUGUGAUGGCAUUCAAAGACUCGAGGCCUUCUCCAAAGUCAAGCAUCUGAGGACUUUCCUACCACUUGGACAAUCAUAUUAUGAGAGAAAACACAUCGCUAGCUACUUUACUCUUCAAAUAUUGCCAAAAUUACAAUAUCUAAGGGUGCUAUCUCUGAACGGCUAUCACAUAACUGAGCUACCAGAUUCAGUUGGUGAACUAAAGCUUUUGCGGUACCUUGACCUUUCUUACACACAUCUAAGGAGCUUGCCUGAAUCGAUAGGUAGUCUUUACAAUUUUGCAGACAUUGUUGUUAGAAUGCUGCACAAAUCUACAUGAAUUGUCCACUGGAAUGAAGAAUCUAAUCAACCUUCGCCACCUCAACAAUUCAAAUUAAGAGUCUUUGAAAGGAAUGCCUCCAGAUCUUGGAAAAUUGACUAACCCCCAAACUUUACCUAACUUUGUUUUGGGAAAAGAGAGUGGCUCGUCGGGAAUUGGGGAGUUAGGACCUCUACUGCAUCUUUGUGGGACACUAAGCAUCUCAAGACUAGAGAAUGUGAAUGGAGUUGAGGAUGCAACAAUGGCCAACUUAGGUCAUAAGAAUGGCAUUGAUGGAUUGCUACUAGAAUGGAACAAAGGAGAAAUUGCUGAUCUGGAUGUCCUUAGAAGUCUACAACCUCCUAGGAUGCUCAAGGAGCUUACUGUCAACGGGUAUGGCGGUGUGAGAUUCCCAACUUGGAUGGAAAAUCCUUCAAUAUUCUCUAAAAUGGUGCUAAUGAGGUUAGAAGAUUGCAACGGAUGCAGAUUGUUGCCCCCACUUGGACUAUUGGUCUCACUAAAAAAGCUUAUUAUAGUAGGAAUGUCUGGGGUAGAAAACAUUGGCAGUGAUUUUUAUGGAGUGGGUUGCUUGAAGCCUUUUCCCAUAUUGGAAAGCCUUUCCUUUGAGACUAUGGAAAAUUGGGAAAACUGGUCUCAACUUGAAACUAAAGCUGGGAUUGAAGGGUUCCCUCAACUGAAAGAGCUCUCUUUAAGAAGAUGCCCAAAGUUGAAUGGUAAAUUACAUGAGUCCCUUCCUUCAUUAGAAACACUUGUGGUACGUGGAUGUGAGCAGUUGGUAAUUUCAAUUCCAGCAGAGGGAUUAACAAGAUUAAAAGAUUUGAAGGUGCAUGGUUGCAAGGAGAUGUCAUCUGUGUGCCAGGAUGAAUUACGACAGCUGACUUCUCUUGAGCAUUUACAAAUUGAUGAUAGCUCGUUGCGGCAUCCUACACUAAUGCGGGUUGGAGAAGAAGCGAGACAGGUAGAAUUAUGUUUGCCUACCAAAGUUCAAACUCUGGAAUUAAGUUACUUUUGCAAUCUUGUUAAGGUACCAGAAGUGAUGCACCUAACAUUACUUGAAGAGCUGCACAUAUUUGGCUGCACAAGUCUCACUUGUUUUCCAAAGUCUGGUUUGCAGUCUUCUCUCAGAGUUUUGUGGAUUGAAAGUUGUGAAAAUCUGAUAUCAUUGGUGAGAGACGACGAGUACAGCAGCAAUUGCACACCACCACCUAAUUCUAAUUCUAAUUGUCUGGAGUUAUUGAAAAUACAAAAUUGUCCAUCUCUUAAAUCCAUUUCAUCGGCUGUUACUGGCAGUUUGCCAGUAAGGUUUAAAAACCUUUACAUUAAGUAUUGCCAUGCUCUCGAGCGUUUAUCCUCAGGCAAGUUACCAGGCACCCUUAGAAACCUUGAAAUCCAUUACUGUUAUAGUCUGAUUUACAUAUUAUCCGAGGGUGAGCUACCCGAGGCCCUUGAAAGCCUCCGUAUUGAAGGUUGCAAAAUGUUAAAAUCCUUGAAAUCUUUGGAGGCCGGAUUGCCCAAAGCACUUAGAAGGCUUUGCAUCGUUUUUAAUCGAUAGCAGAUAAGUUUGACGACAUUAAUGCUACUUGUCUUGAAUCUAUUGAGUUAUCUCAUUGCAGAAACCUUAGGUCAAUACCUGAGGGCCUCCACCAUCUCAUCAAUCUUAGUGAACUAUGUAUUAUAGAAUGUAAAAAUCUAGUUCCUUUGCGAGAAGGAGGGCUGCCAGCUUCAAACUUGAGAGAACUCGUCAUUGAUACGGUAGCAUAUCCCAAAGGCAUGCUGCAAGACCUCAUCUUUCUACAAAAAUUGGAGAUUCCUUACAGUGAAGGAUUGACGAGGCUUUUAGUAGAAGAGGGUUUUCCACCAAACUUAAUUUUCCUUAUCAUUUAUGAUCUCAAGGAGAUUAAGCCACUCUUCCACCGUAGAUUCUUGCAUAGACUCACGUCUCUUAGAUCCCUUAGUUUGAUUGGUGAAGCUACAGAUAUGGUGUCCUUUCUUCCUGAACCUGAAAAUGAGCAUGAAAAGGAUGGGAGGAUGGGGACGCUGAUGUUACCAAAGUCUCUCAUCUCCCUCCAUAUUUCAGAGUUCGAGAACCUGGAGAAGUUAUCCACUGGAUUUCAAUGUCUCACCUCCCUUCAGUUUCUUUCCAUCCGGGCCUGCAAGAAGCUCAAAUCUUUACCAGUUGGGGGUCUCCCUCUUUGCCUUACUGACCUUGUAAUCCAUAAUUGCCCACUGUUAAAGAAACAGUGCACAAGGUAUGCGGGUCCACUCUGGCCCCUUAUUGCUCAUAUUCCUGGUGUUCAUUUCUUCAAUUAGCUAGCAUUAAACUAGCCUAAUAACCUGCGCCUCACAUUCUCUUAUAGCUCACAGUACUUUUGCUCUUUUCUUAUUUAUUUCUUUCUUAGUUAUAGCUCAAGGUAAAUUGAAUGUGUCAAUUUCUAGCGUUAUAGGAUCAUGUUUCGAUAGGACAGGAUAAGAAAUCUGAGCUAUGUAACGUUUUUCAGCAGUCAUUUCUUGAUGGUUUUCAACUUUUGUUCUUACAUUUACUUUUGUAUGGGAUGGGAUUGGCAGGAUCAAGUUCCCAAUAAGCUUCAGGCCAGUAUUUUAUUUUAUUUUUUUUUUAUUAUUAUUAUUUUGUGAUAAAGAAUAAGCUUCAGGCCAGUAAGACUUUAAAACACACCCAAUAUCACAUAUUUGAAAUACCAUUAUGGUUGUCUGUUCACUUUCUUGCUAAUUUCUAUAUGAUAUUUUGCAUCAGAUAAUUUUCAAUUAAAAAAGAAGAACAAGUUUCCAUUUUUUUACUUUUGCCUUCAUUUUCUUGUUCUAACUUGGAAAGCUAAAAGUUCAAUAACAAAGUAAAGCGUCCCAAGCAAAGGCUUACACCGAAGAAAACAGAUGUUUGCUUUCCAGACCAAACAGAUGAUGUUUUUGGCACUUCAAUAAAUCUGUCUCUAUUAUUUGUAUUUCUUGCAGAAACUGAUGGAAGCUAGAAUUCAAGAAAAAUCUCGGUACUCUGAUUAUUGGUUUACAACCAUAAUUCUUCUUUUAUGAAUACAGCAACCAAUUAACAAACCAAAAUGUAACCAAAUACCAAUUUCCUCACUCAUUCCAGAAGAAAAAUUAUUUCUAUUUAAAUAUAAAAUUAACUUACAACAUUUUGGUGUGAUUGAAUUUCUUUUAUC